ACAGAGGAGAGAUAAAUCUGCGUCGACUCCGUCUCUCCCACGAAAUCCUCCCCAUUCCACGCGCGGAAGAAUUCCUGGUGCGUUCUAAACCGAUCAAAGAAGGCGACGCAUUGAUUUGCUGAUUUUCCGGCGAUCGCUUCUCUCCGUUGGGGCCAGAUACAGUUCAGCUAUGCAGAGUCAACUUGUUUGCAGCGGUUGCAGGAGCAUUCUUCUUUACCCGAGGGGAGCCACCGACGUGCGUUGUGCAAUAUGCAGCACAAUAACUGCAGCUGCCUCUCCAGGAAUGGAGAUGGCUCAGCUUGUGUGUGGAGGUUGUCGAACAUUGUUGAUGUACUCUCGUGGUGCUACAAGCGUAAGGUGCUCCUGUUGUAACACAAUCAAUAUCACAGGAGCAGCGAUGCCAGCGAAUCAGGUUGCUCAUGUGAACUGUGGCCAAUGUCAUACAAGGCUGAUGUACCCUUAUGGAGCACCAUCUGUCAAAUGUGCAAUUUGCCAGUAUAUUACAAACAUUGGGAUGCUUAAUACGAGAGUUCCAGGCCCUGCUGCACACAGGCCUAAUGAGACUGCUCCUGUCCUGCCAUCAACUUCGGUUCACUCUUCUCAACCAUCAAACAUGACUGUAGUUGUUGAGAAUCCGAUGUCAGUGAAUGAGAGCGGCAAACUGGUGAGCAAUGUUGUGGUUGGAGUUAACAAAGGAAAGAAAUGACAUCAGGCCAGUUGCAGAGGUCACCUUGGUUGGUAUGCAAGUCAAAUGAGGAUCAAGUCUCUCCUUCCUGGGGAUCAGAGUUUUACUGGUGAUCACACUAUGCCAGGGAACUGCAUUCUUUUUGUUUUGUGCAUGUGCUGCGUCAAACUGCAAAUUUGUGGCACUCUAUACAUAUGCCAACCAUGUACCUGGUGGCACCAUAAUUAUUGCCCUAUUACAAUAAUAUAUCUUGCUUAUUUGUUA
This is a messenger RNA of Musa acuminata AAA Group (dessert banana), 949 nucleotides long. Its product is annotated as protein LOL2-like. The transcript is spliced from 7 exons. NCBI's taxonomy places the organism in Eukaryota, Viridiplantae, Streptophyta, Magnoliopsida, Zingiberales, Musaceae. Bases 170 to 706 code for a protein of 178 amino acids. The record is from RefSeq and is a predicted model, not a curated record.